Trichomonas vaginalis G3 is the source of this 438-nucleotide messenger RNA. Its product is annotated as Ankyrin repeat family. Gene Ontology annotation, cellular component: cytoplasm; nucleus. NCBI's taxonomy places the organism in Eukaryota, Parabasalia, Trichomonadida, Trichomonadidae. Gene Ontology annotation, molecular function: protein binding. The record is from RefSeq and is a predicted model, not a curated record. The transcript has a single exon. The coding region runs from base 1 to 438 and encodes 145 amino acids.
AUGAUGAACGGAGCAAAUAUUUCCGAUCGAAAUAAUGCCGAUAAAUCUGCUGUUUAUUUGGCAGCAGAAAAUGAUGCUAGUGAUGCUGCAGAAGCCCUUAUAUUACAUGGUGCAAAUGUUAAUGAAACAUAUAAUUACGGAGAAACAGUUCUUCAUAUUGCAGCAGAAUUAAAUCAAGAGAAUGUAGCAUCUGUUUUGGUUUCUCAUGGUGCAAUCAUCAACGCUAAAGAGUAUGAAAAUGGCUCAACCGCGCUUCAUAAAGCUGCAAUGAAAGGCAACACUAAUAUUGUGGAAAUUCUUCUUUCACAUGGGGCUGAUGUUAAUUCAAAAGAUUCUUCUCGGAAAACAGCUCUUGAUUAUGCAAAAGAAAAUGGCAAUGAGAAAAUUGCAGAACUUUUAAUAUCGAAUGGUGCAAUUCCCAAUUCAAUGGAUAAUUAA